This is a messenger RNA of Pisolithus orientalis, 1697 nucleotides long. RefSeq lists its product as uncharacterized. The transcript is spliced from 6 exons. NCBI's taxonomy places the organism in Eukaryota, Fungi, Basidiomycota, Agaricomycetes, Boletales, Pisolithaceae. The record is from RefSeq and is a predicted model, not a curated record. The coding region runs from base 242 to 1450 and encodes 402 amino acids.
GUCGAAUCCGAAUUCUUUUGCACCUGUGGGGGAAGAGUGUACAAGCGGCAUGCCAUGGCCAAUGCUUCAUGAGCGAUGGUCGUAAUUACUCCCUCGUCUGCCAGGAAUGGCAAUGAACAUCACCCACGUUGCGGGUGCACUACUAGUUCCUUAGUCCGCAUGUCGUUCGCUGUGCUGCAUUAUCGCAAGUCCGAUCUUCUCGAUAUCUUACAUCCCUCCCAGUCGCAUUUUGAUUCUCGCCAUGUAUGGUGCCUAUUCAAACGUCAAUUACCCUUACUAUGGUCCACCGUAUCAUUUUCCCCAUGGAUAUCCCCAGCAGCCACCGCGGUCAGAUUUCCCCAGCGCUUCUGGUCACAUGAAUCCUUCUGCUGCAGAUCCAUGGUCGAGAGAGAAGGUUUCGUUUCCCCAACCAAUGGGCAUGCUGCCCCCUCGACCACCGACCACCGAUCAAAGCCCUCCUUUCAUACCCCCGGACCUGGACAUACAAAGCGCUGGCCGCACCCCGCGCCCGCGACCAAAACGACAUCACUCAGUUAAUCCUUCUUCAUUCACUGAGAAGCCUUUGAAGUCUGCUUUGAAGCAGAAAGGUGUAGCACGCUCUGACUCUGUCUCAGUGCCUAUCCAGAGGGUCAGGACCAACUCAGACGUUCGUCAGAGGCUAGCACCAAUGACUCGCACGCGUACAAACUCCAAUCCCUCCUUUCAACCCGACCACAUGUUUGUCUCGUUCCAUGGCUCAAACGAACUCCGCCUGGGAAACGUAGCUUACCAGGACACUCUGGAUGAGAUACGCGAACACUUCAUACCGAUGUGGCCUCAUGGGGUAUCUAACGAGGUAACAUCGGGUCAUUCGUGGCGCGUGACCCUCUCGAAAAAUCCAUGGACUGCAACGGGAUCGGAGGCCACCAUUGUGUACAGGAUGAUAUCUGAACUUUUCACUCGUCUGUCCCGUCAUGGGUAUCGGUACCUAACUUCGUUAAAUACUGGAUAUGCACAUCCACAACUCGUCUUUAAAGAUGCCCAAAAAGACGAAGACUCAGAUUUCUUCGUGGCCUAUUUGUCGCGCUCGGGACGUAAGAUUACUCUUGUCCGACCACCUCAUCGCAUCGGUGAUCAGCUAGGUUCCCGUUUACGUAGCGUGUGGCCAUACAAGAUUGCCUCUGAUAGGGCGAGUGAAGAGGAGAUAUACACGAUCGAGCUGAAGCGCAACGCAAUUGGAGCACACAACGUUGACAGAGAUAUAUUUGUUUCGCAUUCUCUGCAAGAAAUUAGUCUGAUGGGAUUCAAGCUGGAAGCUACUGUGAUGUUACCGCCAACUGGGAUUUUUGGAUUCGGGGACAAGAGAGAGGUGUGGGUCUUCCGGGGAACACGAAUGCGUACUCGAAUCAAUUCACGGAGUGGCCCGGCGGGCUUGAACGCCUCGGAAGCUGGGACGCGGUCAGGCCAUUAAUAAGUAGUUUUGACUGUUCGGCUUGUUACACAAGGAUAUCGACGCCAACUGCGUUGUUAGGACUCCAUGGGAGUCGGAGUAGUCGAGCAGUGGUCACCAGGGGUCUACAAUAACCACAGAGUUCGACAUCUUGUACUACAUCUGCAAAUCGUUCUCUACCUGAAACUAGUAGGAUUGUGUUGGGAUGCCCAUGCAAAAGCACUACGUCAUCUUGAUAACUUUCGAGCCAUCCACGAUACCCGCAAGA